AUGAAGACCACCGGUUACCUCGCUUUGGGCGCUGCCCUCGUCUCCUCCGCCUCUGCGGCCGGACUCGAGAAACCAGAAUUGGGAAAGAGAGUGCCAUAUAUCUUCAAGGACCUUGUCACUCACGAUGCCUUGUUGGCUAAAAUCAAGCUAAAGGACCUGGAAGACGGCAUCGGAAAGUUGCAGAGCUUUGCUGAUGCCAACGGCAAGACUCGUGUAUUCGGCGAGCCGGGCCACAAGGCCACCGUUGAUUACAUCUACAACGAGCUCAAGAAGACUGGUUACUACGAUGUGACCAAGCAGGAGCAACAGCACUUGUGGACUCGCUCCGACCAGUCCCUCACCAUCGAUGGUGCUGAGAUCAACUCCGCUGCCAUGACCUACAGCCCUUCUGGCAAGGUUGAGGGAGAGCUCGUCUUGGCUAACAACCUUGGCUGCGCAGCUGAGGAUUAUCCAGAAGGGACGAAGGGCAAAAUCGUCGUCGCUGAACGUGGUGAUUGCUCCUUCGCCGAUAAGAACAUGAUGGCGCACGCAGCCGGCGCUUCUGCCGCAAUCAUUUACAACAGUGUCCCCGGUGAACUCCGUGGCACCCUCGGCGGUGUUUAUGACAACACUGUCCCGGUCGUUGGCAUCUCUAGAGAGGAUGGUCUCGAGCUCGUCGACAAGUUGAAGGCAGGAACUGUCAGUGCUGAUUUGUUCGUUGAAUCCCGCAGAGAGAACCGGACAACCUGGAACGUCCUCGCCCAGACCAAGCGUGGCAACGCAAAGAACGUCAUCAUGCUCGGCGCCCACUCCGACUCCGUUGAUGCUGGUCCAGGUAUCAACGACAAUGGCUCUGGCUCCAUUGCCCUCCUCACCAUCGCCAAGGCCCUCACCAACUUCCGCGUCCACAACGCCGUCCGCUUCGGCUGGUGGACCGCCGAAGAAUUCGGCCUCCUCGGCUCCGAAUACUACGUCUCUCACCUCAGCAACUCCGAACUCGAGAAGAUCCGCCUCUACAUGAACUUUGACAUGGUCGGCUCGCCCAACUACGUUAACGGUAUCUACGACGGCGACGGCAACGCCCACAACCUCACCGGUCCCGCUGGCUCCGCCGAGAUCGAGCAUCUCUUCGAGAAGUACUUCGACGACCUCGGCUGGCCUCAUAUCCCCACCGCCUUCACCGGCCGCUCCGACUACGAUGCUUUCAUUCAGAAGAAGAUCCCAGCUGGCGGUCUCUUCACCGGUGCCGAAGUCGUCAAGACUGAGGAGCAGGCUAAACUCUUUGGCGGUGAGGCCGGCAAGUCCUUCGACCCCAACUACCACGCCGCUGGCGACACCGUCGACAACAUCCACAAGGGUGCCUUCUUGUUGAACACCCGUGGCGCUGCUUACGCUGCUGCUGAGUAUGCCCGAAGCACCAAGGCCCUCCCACCAAAGGAGGCCAUCCCCAACGCCAAGCGGGCUGAGACUAAGCUCAAGGGAUACGGUGGUGACCUUCUCGGCAUGUGCGAGCACAAGGCUUGCAACUACUAAACAACUUCUUUGUUUCCUUUCCUUUUCUUUAUUUUAACGCGCCCUCCGCAAAGUCACAAAUCUUUUAAUUGGAGCUGGUUUCAAUCUCCACCUCUCCAUGUUGGGAUCCGGAUAUAUAAGAAUUGUCCUUGAUUGAGAUUUCAACAGCUGGAACUUUUGUAGUUGGGUUGGGUCGCCGUCUUUUUGUUUAGACAGGCCCACUUCCGCCCCCCUUAUCCAGCGCUGUAUAUAAU
This is a messenger RNA of Coccidioides posadasii C735 delta SOWgp, 1745 nucleotides long. RefSeq names its product Leucyl aminopeptidase yscIV (gene LAP2). The record is from RefSeq and is a predicted model, not a curated record. Gene Ontology annotation, molecular function: aminopeptidase activity; metalloexopeptidase activity. NCBI's taxonomy places the organism in Eukaryota, Fungi, Ascomycota, Eurotiomycetes, Onygenales, Onygenaceae. Gene Ontology annotation, biological process: proteolysis.